AUGCUCGUCUUCUGCCCCAACUGCAGCAAUGCGCUUACAAUCUCCAAAGCCGACUCGAACACAAGAUUCCCCAUGGGCGUGAACCGCUUCGAAUGUCGCGUGUGUCCCUACGAAGCCCCACUGGACAAGGAAUAUUUCGAAAAGACAGACAUGAAGCAGAAGGAAGUCGACGAUGUCUUUGGAGGCAAGGAGGAGUUUGCCAAUGCAGACAGUGUUGGAACUCAAUGCCCCGCUGAAAGCUGCAACGGGGAACGUGCAUACUUCUUCCAGCUGCAGAUUCGUAGUGCAGAUGAACCGAUGACUACAUUCUUGAAGUGUACUUCCUGCGGUGCUCGGUGGAGAGAAAAUUAG
Penicillium paradoxum is the source of this 351-nucleotide messenger RNA. Its product is annotated as DNA-directed RNA polymerase III core subunit RPC11. Lineage: Eukaryota; Fungi; Ascomycota; Eurotiomycetes; Eurotiales; Aspergillaceae. Gene Ontology annotation, molecular function: zinc ion binding; DNA-directed RNA polymerase activity; nucleic acid binding. The coding region runs from base 1 to 351 and encodes 116 amino acids. The transcript has 4 exons. Gene Ontology annotation, cellular component: RNA polymerase III complex. The record is from RefSeq and is a predicted model, not a curated record. Gene Ontology annotation, biological process: DNA-templated transcription; termination of RNA polymerase III transcription.